This is a messenger RNA of Heterocephalus glaber (naked mole-rat), 5613 nucleotides long. It is a transcript of the gene Tlr2, whose product is annotated as toll like receptor 2. Lineage: Eukaryota; Metazoa; Chordata; Mammalia; Rodentia; Bathyergidae. The record is from RefSeq and is a predicted model, not a curated record. Gene Ontology annotation, cellular component: plasma membrane; signaling receptor complex. Gene Ontology annotation, biological process: immune response; inflammatory response; toll-like receptor signaling pathway. Gene Ontology annotation, molecular function: protein binding; transmembrane signaling receptor activity; triacyl lipopeptide binding.
CUUAAACUUCUCUGCUUUCAUUAUCCCCCCAGGAAAACCACACUACGUUUUUAUUGUCUAUAUAAAAGAAAGUAAAAAUGUUCACUUUGAUUGGAUUGUCCUUGGCCCAUGGACUAAAAUAAAUGAUGGGGGAACUGGAAGUUCUCCUGCACUUAAAUAUUUCCUUGGGGCUAGGAGCUGUCCUUGGGGUCACAGGUACAGCACAGAAUGAGACAGCCGAGGUCCCGUGUUGUCACAUUACAGAAGCUGGACAGUGAAGAAAACACAGACUUUGGUGCUGGCAAGAGCUGUCAGUGCAAUUAACCGGUGGUGGGGUGGGGGUCCAAACGAACCCAGGGAAGAGUAGGUGGGCCAAGAUCCGUGGGUACAGCCUUCUAGUUGGGGAAAAGCAGGAGCAAAGGCCCUGAGGCAGGCAGCCAGUGUGCUGGGGCCGCAACGGAAGGAAGUCAGAGGCCGCCAGAGGCUGGGCUAUACUCAAAGCGCAGUGGGUGGCUACGCAGCGAUUCCCGCGAGUUGCCCGGUUAAGUCUGCACUGGGAGCGGAGCGCGCGGCAGGGCUCGGUCGGGAAGUGGGCCGACAGGAAGACUUCCAACCCGCGGCUGCUCUGCCCUGCCCGUGGGCCCAGGGCUGCGCGAACAGCAGCGGGCAUGGGCCGGUGCGAGGCCCGCGUGAGACGGCUGAGCGAGGGCUCCAGGUGCGCAGACCCAGAAUCGGAGUAUUUCAAGGGCUCAGUAUUGCGUCUGAGCAGCGCGUGUGAACAGCGUGUGACGAUCAGGUCAAGGCACUGGCGUAAUCGGUGAAUUAGAGUUAUCCUGCCCAGCAGCGCUCGUGCGCGUGCACCCCCUCCCUGGCCCGCCACACACCCCUGUGCUUACCGCUGGGUGGCAUCAACUUUUAGCCUCCUCAUGUUGAAUCAUUGACAAUGUCUCAUGCUUUGUGGACCGUGUGGCUCCUGGGGGUCGUGAUCAGCCCUUCCAAGGAAGGACCCUCUGGUCAGGCCUCUCUGUCUUGUGACCCAGCUGGUGUCUGUGAUGGCCGUUCCAGGUCUUUCAACUCCAUUCCCUCAGGGCUGUCAGCAGCCGUGAAAAGCCUUGAUCUGUCCAACAACAGGAUCACCUGUGUGAGCCGCAGCAAUCUGCACAGAUGUGUGAACCUCAAGGCUCUGGUGCUGAUGUCCAGUGGAAUUCACGAAAUAGAGGAAGAUGCCUUUCUUUCCCUGGGCAGUCUUGAGCAUUUGGACUUAUCCAAAAAUCACUUGUCUAAAUUAUCAUCCUCUUGGUUCAGGCCCCUUUCCUCCUUGAAAUUCUUAAACUUACUGGGAAAUCCUUACCAAACACUCGGAGAAGCAUCUCUGUUUUCUCACCUCACAAAUUUGCGGAUCUUGAGGGUAGGAAGUGAUGCCUUCACGAGGAUGCAGAAAAUAGACUUUGCCGGACUCACCUUUCUUGAGGAACUUGAGAUUGAGGCAUCAAAUCUUCAGAGUUAUGAGCCACAAAGUCUGAAGUCAGUUCAGAAGAUUAGUCAUCUGGCCCUUCACAUGAGGGAGUCCCUUUUACUGCUGGAGAUUUUCGCAGAUAUUUUAGGUUCUGUGGAACAUAUGGAACUGAGUGGUACCAAUUUGAAUACGUUCAGGUUUUCAGAGCUGCCUGUCAGUGAAGCAAAUCCAUCGAUUAAAAAGUUUACAUUCAGAAAUGUGAAAUUUGCUGAUGAAAGUUUUACUGACAUUCUGAAACUUUCAGGGUAUAUCUCUGAAUUGUUGGAGAUAGAAUUUGAGGACUGCACUUAUAAUGGAAUUGGAAAUUUUAGGACCUCUGGGACAGAAGAAAUGUAUCUAAGAAAAGCAGAAACAAUAAUAAUUCGGAGGCUGUAUAUUCCGAAUUUCUACUUAUUUUAUGAUCUCAGUAAUAUAUAUUUACUCACAGAAAGAUUUAAACGAAUCACACUAGAAAACAGUAAGGUAUUUUUGGUUCCUUGUUCACUUUCACGACAUUUGAAAUCAUUAGAAUACUUGGAUCUCAGUGAAAAUUUGAUGGUUGAAGAAAAUUUGGGAAAUUCAGCCUGUGAGGGUGGCUGGCCAUCCUUACAGACCUUAGUCUUAAGGAAAAAUCAUUUCACAUCAAUAGAAAAAACUGGACAGGUUUUGCUGACUCUGCAAAACCUAACCAGCCUCGAUAUCAGUAAGAACAGUUUUCAUUCUAUGCCUGAAAUUUGUCAGUGGCCAGAAAAACUGAGCGACUUGAACCUGUCUAGCACACAAAUACACAGUUUAACCAGCUGCAUCCCCCAGACGCUGGAAAUCUUAGAUGUGAGCAAUAAUGAUCUCAGUUCUCUUUCUUUGCGUUUGCCUCAACUCAAAGAACUUUACAUUUCUAGAAAUAAGCUGAAGACCCUCCCAGAGGGCUCCCGGUUGCCCGUGUUGCAGGUUUUGAAGAUCAGCAGGAAUGCGAUAAAUACUCUCUCCAAGGAGGAACUGCUUUCCUUUCAGAGACUGAAGGCCUUGGAAGCUGGCGGCAACAGUUUCAUCUGCUCCUGUGACUUCCUGGCCUUCACGCGGGAGCAGCCAGGGCUGCCCGAGGUCCUGAGCGACUGGCCGGCUGGCUACGUGUGCGACUCGCCGUCCCACGUGCGCGGCCAGCGGGUCCGGGACACGCGGCUCUCGGCCUUCGAGUGCCAGCGGGCGAUGCUGGUGUCCGUGGUGUGCUGCGCGCUGCUCCUGCUGCUCCUGCUGGCCGGGGCGCUGUGCCGCCGGCUCCACGGCCUGUGGUACCUGAAGAUGAUGUGGGCCUGGCUGCAGGCCAAGAGGAAGCCGCGCGGAGCCCCCCGCGGCGACCUGUGCUACGAUGCCUUCGUGUCCUACAGCGAGCGCGACGCCUGCUGGGUGGAGGACCUGCUGGUCCGCGAGCUGGAGCACUGCGACCCCCCGCUCCGCCUGUGUCUCCACAAGCGCGACUUCGUCCCGGGCAAGUGGAUCAUCGACAACAUCAUCGACUGCAUCGAAAAGAGCCACAAAACGGUGUUUGUGCUCUCGGAGAACUUCGUGAAGAGCGAGUGGUGUAGGUAUGAACUGGACUUCUCCCACUCCCGCCUCUUUGACGAGAACAACGACGCUGCCAUCCUGGUCCUGCUGGAGCCCAUCGCGAGGCAGGCCGUCCCGCAGCGCUUCUGCAAGCUGCGGAAGAUCAUGAACACCAGGACCUACCUGGAGUGGCCGGCCGAAGAGGCCCGGCGGGAGGGCUUCUGGGCAAACCUGAGGACGGCAAUCAAGGCCUAGGGUCACGCAAGGCCCAUGUUCCACCAACUGGAUCAAGUUCACCGUGACGUGAUUGUGCAAAGGGCGCAGGAAUGCGCGGGAACGGGAAUGGCUCGCUUACUACGACUGCAUUUUUUUUUUUUUCUUUCUUUCUUUCUUUUUUUUUUCUUUCUUUUCUUUUUUUUUUUUUUUUUGUCUAGAGAGCUAUUUUAUAAAAACUGUUACCAGAUUUUUUUAAAUGAUUUUUUCCCUUUAAUGUAGGAGAUAAUCAUGAUCUAAGUCCAUGAUUGGCACCUGAAUAAUCUGUAGCAGUUGGCUUAGUUUGCCAGGAAAUAGCACAAAUGGGCUGCCGAUUGCCAAUGGCUGUGCUGUCAGCUUUCUGCAGAGACUGCUGUCACCUCUUUUGCAACUGAUCUCGAGAUCAACAAGGCGAAAUAUCUCAGGGCACUCAGCCAAACUUGUUGCUAUUCCUAGAAAAAGGGCAGUAUGUUCCCAGUUAAACUUUUCAGUAUGCAAAAUACAUAGAGGGUUUUCAUGUGAACUGUCUUUCUGGGAAUUUGAUAAUUUGUCCAGCCAUAGAGUAUGUAACACAUGAGACAGCAAACAUUGUCUUACUAUCAGAACAAAACCAUUGAGAUAAAUAAAGUAUUUAGUUUGGAAGACUUUGAAAGGCGUCUCCUACAUCCUGACUCUGGUCUUCCUCAGCCUUAGCUACCUGUUGAUUUCUCAUCAGUGUCUGCUUACUAUUGUUGUCUGUUCCCUCACAUGCAUUUGUUGCUUUUCCUUCUGUGAAAAGUCUAGUUUCUAAUUCUUUAAAAACAUUCCAUUUUUUCCUGGAAAUUUUUAAAAAAUUAUGUGAGAGCAAAAUAGAUUUUAAAAUAAUUAUAUACCUAGAGGUUCUUUACCAUGACUCAAAAAUAGUUUGGAACACAAUCUGUACAUAGAUACUACUAUCAUGUGUUACUUUUUAUAAUCAAGACUUAAUAAUACAUUGAAUUUGAAUGUACCAUUGUUUGUUAAGAGCCCUGUCCUGACUCUAUGUGGCUCUCUUCUCCCGACGGUGAAAGGGAAUGAAAGUCCUCUAACCCCAGCUCUGUUCUCAACCAGAACUCAGUUUAUGUGGUUUCCUGGGCUCUGGAUUUAGGAAGACCUGUGUUAGUAGAUGCGUGACGUUGGCUUGAUCUGACUUCCAAUCUGUUCCUGACUUUAAAAUGGGAUGGUGCUCGCUACAAUGCCAGGGUCCUGAGAGUAUGAAAUGCAGUGAUCUACCAAGCCCAUGCUCCCUGGUGACCAUUCCUUUUCAGCUGGGGGUGAGGAGAGCAAGGCUACCAAACCAGUGAGCAUGAGGACCACGGAUGCCUGUGUGGGGCAGGAAGGAUGCUGGUAGUACAUGUCAGCAGAUGGUAUUAUUUUCCAGGAGGUGAUUCAUUUCUUUUUAUAUUAUGGCUUAUAAAUGGAUAUUUUCCUGUUAUGGGUACUAGCAUGGAUAUGAGGGAUCCUGGUGUUUACAGAAAAAUACCCUAAAGAAAGAACUUUGUUAAGUGAUAACAGGCAUGAGUCUUAGAGAGCUCAUGUCGUGCUUCUCUUCCAUACACACUCCCAGGAGAAUGUAGUGGAGGAAACAUAAGCCAGCCAACAAAAAGCCAGACAAGUUCAGAAGAAGGGAACUUGAGGAGAUGCCAGAGAACCAGCACAAUAACAAACCUUCGGCUUUGCUUUCCCAUUUGCUAAUUAGCACCAUAUUAACUAUCACAGCACCAAAUAGACUUAACCUUGACGUGAUCUACAUAUUUAACUUCGAAAAUUUCAACAGCUAUAGCAAUAGCUUCAUAGUUCAUAGGUUUAAAAUUACCUUUAAAAUAAUCUUUUUUUUUUCUUAUUGCAAAUGUUAAACAUUUUCACUAUGGAAAUUUUGGAAAACAGAUAAGAAUAUAUAAAAGAAAAUGAGAGUUCACUCUGAGUCCAUCACCUGGAAUAACCACUGUUAACUUUGUAGUAUAUAACUUGCCAAUAUUUUUUUCAAUGUACAUGUACAUACUACUUUAGAAAAUUAGGAUUAGAUUGUAAAUAAUAUAAACAUACAAAAAUUGUAUCUUUAUUAUUUUUUCUGAGAUUGUUCAGAGAUUGUUGUACAGUAUUUUGGGUCACACGGAAAUAGUGGUGACAGCCUGUGGGCUGUUAGGUAUGCUAGAACCUUUAAUGGCGUUUAGUGGAAGGUAGGUCACUGGGAUGUGUCCAUGAAAGGGACGUGCGCUCCUCGGCCCUUUCCUUUUCCCCACAUUGCUUUCUCACCACCAUGGAGUGGACAGGUCUCCUUGGGCACACACUCCUGCUAUGACAUAUGGCAGGCCCAAAGCUACAAA